Messenger RNA from Alligator mississippiensis (American alligator), 1573 nucleotides. RefSeq names its product nudix hydrolase 8 (gene NUDT8). Gene Ontology annotation, molecular function: coenzyme A diphosphatase activity. The coding region runs from base 183 to 899 and encodes 238 amino acids. Lineage: Eukaryota; Metazoa; Chordata; Crocodylia; Alligatoridae. The transcript is spliced from 4 exons. The record is from RefSeq and is a predicted model, not a curated record.
UGUAGCCUACGCCAUCUUUGUUGCGGGCCGGGAGGCGGCCGCGCGGUGAGGCUCGGCCCACCCCCUACCAGUUCCCCGCGCAGUUCCCCCGGCCCGGUGCCGAUGGGUGGCGGGCGGCCUGCCCGUGGGGGCUUGGCGGGGGCGCCCGGCGGAGCGGGGGCUGAGCGGCGCGGUCUCGGCCUAUGUCUCCGCAGAGCGCGAUGCUGCCCGCGCUGCGCCGCCUGCGCCCGGGGCCGGGCCUGCGCCGCCCGCCAGGCGCCCGCAGCUGCCGAGCCGCCGCCGCUGCCCUGUCGCGGGACAACGAGCAACGGUGCCGCGCGCUGCUGGAGGCCUCCGCCCGCCGCUACCGCCUGGAGGCGGCGACCGCCGCGGUGCUGGUGCCGCUGUGCCGGGCGGGCGGGCAGCCGGCGCUGCUCUACACGCUGCGCUCCCGCAGUCUGCGCGGCCGGCACAAGGGAGACGUCAGUUUCCCGGGUGGGAAGCGGGACAGCUCGGAUCAGGACAUGGUGGCCACAGCGCUGAGGGAGACAUUGGAGGAGCUGGGCCUACGUUUGGGAAGUGAGAGCAUCUGGGGUAUCAUGAGACCUCUGCCUGACAGGUGGGGGUUAGUGGUCAUUCCUGUUCUGGCAGACUUGGGUCCCUUGGAGUCUCUCUCUCUGAACCCCAACCCCCAGGAGGUUGAAGAGGUCUUCACUCUCCCACUGUCUCACUUGCUGGAAGUGCAGAACCAGGGCUAUACCCACUUCCGCAACAAAGGACACUAUAGCUAUACACUGCCAGUCUUCCUCAAUGGCUGCCACAAGGUGUGGGGGUUGACAGCCAUCAUUACUGAUUUGACACUGGAGCUGCUAGUGCCUGAUGAUUACCGCAGAAGGACACACGUGCCAGCCAUCCACUGAGCAUGUGUUCCACCAGUCCUUUCAGGGAUGCAAUACCAGGAGUGCAGUGCUCAUGUAGAGAGUGAAUAAAAGAGUUCAGGCAUCAUCCUCCACCUUCAGGGGGCAGAGAGCCAGGGAGGUCAAGUAAGGUGAUCCCUACAGCACUUUUUCAGCUACCCUGGGAACGUGAAUCAAAGCCAGAGGGCAAUAGCCUCUUCCCAAAGCAUAGACUGCCCUAACCUGUUGUGGGUAUUUGUUUUGCUGGUAAUCGCUGUAUUUGGUAUAGGGCCUACAAAAAGACCUUAGAAAAUGCAGGAAGAGUUUGGGAUUUUUUUAAUACCAGACUAGAACAUCCUUUGGUGAGGAUGGGGUUGGCAAGAAGAUACUUUGGAGGGUUGUUUGUAGGGACUGAAGCCAUGCUGAUCCUGGGGAAAUACCCUACCUUCCUGUAAGCCCAGUGCCCUGUUGCUAAGUUACCACACCAUGCAAUGGGGAUCACCCCUCUGUGGUAGAACUUGCCUUUAAGGCAAAGGUGUAAGAACUAGGGGUGCCCACAACUAGUUUCUUAGGGGGGAGGACAGAUGGGGUGCUGCUGUCAGAGGCUUAGGGAGCUGCAAUACUGCUUGGAAUUGGGCAGCCUUCUGGCUGAUGUCUUGAGAAUAUGCAAUUUACUUCAUUAAAUGAUAAUCCUGGAA